This is a messenger RNA of Lingula anatina, 621 nucleotides long. RefSeq names its product small ribosomal subunit protein uS17. The record is from RefSeq and is a predicted model, not a curated record. Gene Ontology annotation, biological process: translation. Gene Ontology annotation, molecular function: structural constituent of ribosome. Gene Ontology annotation, cellular component: cytosolic small ribosomal subunit; ribosome. NCBI's taxonomy places the organism in Eukaryota, Metazoa, Brachiopoda, Lingulata, Lingulida, Lingulidae.
CCACUUCCGCUAAACAAUGUCUUCGCACUCCCUGAUUUUGUGAAAGUCAAACCUGUUCCGGUCUCUUUCUACAGUGGCUGGCCAAUAUGGCGGACCAGACUGAACGUUCGUUUCAAAAGCAGCCAACUGUCUUCUUGAACAAGAAGAGGUCCCUCCUGUCAGGGAAGGGUACCAAAAAGUUGAGAUAUGUGAAGAAUGUGGGUUUGGGAUUUAAGACACCCAGAGAGGCCUCAGAGGGCCAUUACAUAGACAAGAAAUGCCCAUUCACAGGCAAUGUACAGAUCCGAGGGCGUAUAUUGUCUGGAGUGGUAUUGAAGAUGAAAAUGCAGCGCACCAUCGUCAUCCGUAGGGACUACCUUCAUUAUGUGAGGAAAUACAACAGAUUUGAGAAAAGGCACAGGAACAUGUCUGUGCAUCUAAGUCCCUGCUUCAGGGACGUGACGCUAGGUGAUGUGGUAACUGUCGGAGAGUGUCGUCCUUUGAGUAAAACUGUGCGUUUCAAUGUCCUGAAGGUGAAGAGUAGAGCAGCAGGAAAGAAGGGAUUCGCAAAAUUCUGAACAUCUUGUAAAAUAUAAACAUUAAUGAAUAAAAAAAAGAUACUAAGGAACUGUAAAUGAAGAA